This is a messenger RNA of Cynoglossus semilaevis (tongue sole), 3089 nucleotides long. RefSeq names its product chemerin chemokine-like receptor 2 (gene cmklr2). Lineage: Eukaryota; Metazoa; Chordata; Actinopteri; Pleuronectiformes; Cynoglossidae. Gene Ontology annotation, biological process: inflammatory response; complement receptor mediated signaling pathway; positive regulation of cytosolic calcium ion concentration. Gene Ontology annotation, cellular component: plasma membrane. The record is from RefSeq and is a predicted model, not a curated record. Gene Ontology annotation, molecular function: complement receptor activity; G protein-coupled receptor activity. The transcript is spliced from 2 exons. Bases 1053 to 2132 code for a protein of 359 amino acids.
AUGUUAUGUUAACAAGGGUGUAUAAAUAGUUUAAAUAAAUGAACAGUCUAAAUAGUAAUUUUACAAACUUUGAUUAACCAAACUGCCAUAGUGUUGUAUGUGCUCUGUUUUGCUUCAGAACUUUCGACCAUCGUCAUUCUCACUGAAACAACCUCUUCGACAAUAGCUCUCUCGCCCUGUAGCUUUAACGAUGGGAUAUUGAAACUUUUGCCUGGAAACGUGGCCUGAAACGACGUGAAGUCAGCAACUAAUUUUUUUACAGUGUAUUUAAGCGGUGUCUGCACAUUCACAGGGAAACCACGGAGGUUUGCCACGAGUUUACUCAGUAUUUAAUGAGGCACAAAGAGACAAAGUGCUAAAUCAACGAUGAAUGGUUGCGACUGGCUGCAAACGCAGUGCAUCUCCGCAGAGAAGUAAAUCAGGGGGAAAAUCUCAAAUUAAAAAAGCACAAAUCUCCAGCGUUUGAAACUUUUCCGAAAAGUGCGUGCGCUGCUGCUGCUGCUGCUGCUGCUGUGAGCACAGAGCAGAAACUCCUCUGAAUGAAAAGCAUUCUUCAUUCCGUGCGGAUGACCAAUAACUUUCUCACUUUGUGGUGGGCGCGUCUACAGAGCCUCGCACACUCACAUCAGCCGCAAACGCAGUUUAGUUUGGAUGGACGCAGGGGAAAGACAGCAACAUUACUGCUGCUGCUGUGGGCACAGAGAGAAGACGUUCUUAGAAAAAAAACAAGUGGGGAAAAACAGAUCAGGCCAAACGAGACGGAGCUAACGAGCUAAGUUAGCCCCUGGUCUGCACUCAUACAGAGAUUUAAAGUAGGGCGCAGCAUUUUUUCCAAAGGGCUUUUCUCAGGACACACCCAGUCCAAACCUCAACAGCUGAAUGAUUGGAAAGAGGGGCGGCACCGGCAACUGGAUCCUUUUUGUACGUAAUCGUAGACUGUGAUGUAAAUGCUGACUAUGUUUUUUAACAUUCCCUGUCUACUUUUGACCAUUCUAGAAUAAAUCAGUUUUUCCUUUUCAAAGCCUUAGCACAGUCUCACAGUAUUGUAAAAAAUGGUAGAGUCCAGUGAGGACUAUGGAAACUACACCUAUGAGUAUGACGUGGAGUAUGGAGACUUUGAAGACCUCAAGUCAGAGCAGAGCCAGAAAGAAACUAUGCACAUUAUCUCCGUUUUCAUCUACAUUGUUUCAUUUGUGCUUGGACUGAUUGGAAACGGGAUUGUUAUCUGGGUGACAGCGUUUAAAAGCAAAAAGACUGUGAACAGUGUGUGGCUGCUCAAUCUCGCACUAGCAGACUUUGUGUUUGUGCUUUUCCUGCCCUUCUACAUUGAUUACAUACUGCGGGACUUCCACUGGGACUUUGGCAUGGCCAUGUGCAAAAUUAACUCCUUUGUGUCUGUGAUGAACAUGUACGCCAGUGUGCUCUUCCUCACCGUGCUCAGCAUAGACAGGUAUGUGUCCCUAGUUCACCUCAACUGGUCUCGGCAGCACCGCACCAUAGCGAGAGCCUGGCUUACCUGCGGCUGCAUUUGGGUCAUAGCUGCUGCUCUCAGCUGCCCUGCUCUUAUUUACCGCGAAAUCCUGCACUUCCACGAUAAAGUGUUAUGCUUCAAUAACUUCCAUGCACAUGAUGCACAAACGGCAGCCACGAGACACAUAAUAAUUGUGGCAAUCCGCACCACGGUGGGUUUUCUUCUGCCGUUUACUGCCAUAUGUGUGACAGGUAUACUCUUGACCAUCAAAGUGAAUCAAUCUGGGGGCAUGGUACGCAUGUCCAGCUUCUCCAAAACUGUCACUGCAGUUAUUCUGGCCUUCUUUUUGUGCUGGACGCCUUUCCAUGCCUUUAGCCUAAUGGAGUUGUCCAUACAUUCCUCGUUGUACCUUCACAACAUUUUGAGAGCUGGUUUUCCUCUUGCAACCAGUUUAGGUUUUUUCAACAGUUGCAUUAACCCCCUGCUGUAUAUGCUCCUGGGGAAAAAGGUCCGUCACAUCCUGAAGCGUGCAUGCCUGGACAUUACUAAGAGUUCACUCAGAGAGCUCAGCCAAUCUGUCUCUGCCACAGAAAUGGAAUCUGUUCCAGGACUCCAUCAGGAUACUGUCCCAGAGGAGCCAGUGGAGUCAUCAGCUCUAUGAGUUUAAUCGUCUUCAGACGCCCGUACUUAUCCAUGAAAAACAUUAGAAUGGCUGAUUUUUACCGAAGUGUAAAUGGAGUGGAUUAUCUUGCGUGUUUUUUUCCAGCUGUAAUGUUCAAAUUUUCCUAUUUUCUUCCACUGGGAUGGUGUUACGCCUGCUGCAGCUCACAACUACUCCUGGAAUGGAUGGAAAAGCUGCAAAAGGAGUGCACAAGAAGUCAAUAUCAUCCUCUUAUUUCACACAGAUGAUCCAAAGCAACGAGGGCAAAAUCCAAUUAUUGCUGAGAUAAUUGAUUAUUAGCCAAAAUGAGGGCUAUGGUCCAAAGACGGUGUCUUACUGACAGAUAUUUACUGCUUUAUUUUGUCUUUAAUUAUAUUUAUCUCAGUAUCUCUUGUCUUAGUCAGUUGGUCAUAAAGAAGCAUCUGUAGAUUUGGGACAAUUUGUUUGUGCAUUUUCUAAAUAUUAAUUUUGAAUGAACUGUUUUGAACCAGAGCACUUGUAAAACAAUGAUUGUUCUAAAGAAUCAGACAUGAUUGUUUUUUUCUGUUUGUUUAAUGAUUAUAAAGACAUGUAGUAAUAUAUUUAAUAUAUAUAAUGUUUAUGUUUAGGGACUUUUUAGGGAGAUUUUAUAUAACAUAUAUUUAUAUGUAAUCCUAAUAUAUUGCUAGUGUCUUAGCACCAUUACUUUCUGAGUCUUAUUACUGUCAAAUAUUUUCUGACUCUUCUGUAUUGUGUUGUAAAAAUUGCUACACAGUCUGGUUAUAAUUUUGAACCAAGGGCAUUUGCUCAACAUUUUCCAAAAAUAAGAAAAUAACAUAACAUAUGCAGAUUUUGAUUUUGUUUAGUUUAAUAAAUUAAUGAUUUUAUUGUUUAGUUAGUUUUUUAUAUUAUUGUAUAUUUCUAAUUUAUAAUUAAAGUAAAUGGAACAUAUCUCAUUAAAAUUGUAUGUUUUUCGCA